Molecule: messenger RNA, 4717 nt
Organism: Nannospalax galili (Upper Galilee mountains blind mole rat)
Lineage: Eukaryota; Metazoa; Chordata; Mammalia; Rodentia; Spalacidae
Gene: Fbxo10
Product: F-box protein 10
Exons: 12
Coding region: 205-3075 (956 amino acids)
Biological process (GO): protein ubiquitination; ubiquitin-dependent protein catabolic process; regulation of apoptotic process
Molecular function (GO): protein binding
Source: RefSeq, a predicted model, not a curated record
CAGGCGGCUCUCCUGGGCUGGGCUCGCGGCGUCGCUCCGCCCGCCUGGCCGAGCGCCGCAGUCCGGCUGCGCUGCGGCUUACAGAGCCCCGCGGCCUGGCCCAGAGGGCAGGCUCCCUGCGAGUCCCUGUCUCUUGGAUUUGCCUACAUUGCUGAGUUCCUCAAGAGAUCUCUCCUGAGUGUCUCCCUUCCUGUCAAGGUGACCAUGGAGGUGGGUGGCCUUCCCCUGGAACUCUGGCGCAUGAUCUUAGCUUACCUACACCUACCUGACCUGGGCCGCUGCAGCCUGGUAUGCAGGGCCUGGUAUGAACUGAUCCUCAGUCUAGACAGUACCCGCUGGCGACAGCUAUGUCUGGGCUGCACUGAGUGCCGCCACCCCAACUGGCCCAACCAACCUGAUGUGGAGCCUGAGUCUUGGAGGGAGGCCUUCAAGCAGCACUACCUUGCCUCUAAGACCUGGACCAAGAAUGCACUGGACUUGGAGUCCUCUAUCUGCUUUUCUCUGUUCCGAAGGAGGAAGGAACGACGCACCCUCAGUGUUGGGCCAGGCCAUGAGUUUGACAGCCUGGGCAGUGCCUUGGCCAUGGCCAGCCUCUAUGACCGAAUUGUGCUGUUCCCAGGUGUAUAUGAGGAGCAAGGUGAAAUCAUCCUGAAGGUGCCCGUAGAGAUUGUGGGCCAUGGCAAGUUGGGUGAGGUGGCCCUUCUAGCCAGCAUUGACCAGCACUGCUCAACCACACGUGUGUGCAACCUCGUCUUCAUGCCAGCCUGGUUCUCGCCUAUCAUGUAUAAGACCACAUCAGGUCACAUCCAGUUUGACAACUGCAACUUUGAGAAUGGACACAUCCAGGUCCAUGGUCCAGGUACCUGCCAAGUGAAAUUUUGCACCUUCAAAAACACCCAUGUCUUCCUGCACAAUGUGCCCUUAUGUGUGCUAGAAAACUGUGAAUUUGUGGGCAGCGAAAACAACUCUGUAACUGUUGAGGGUCACCCUUCGGCAGAUAAGAACUGGGCCUACAAAUAUCUACUGGGCCUUAUCAAAUCCUCUCCCAUUUUGCUUCCUGCAGAGGACAAUGACUUUUUAAUGUCCCUGGACUUAGAGAGCCGGGACCAGGCCUGGAGCCCAAGGACCUGUGACAUUGUCAUCGAAGGCAGCCAGAGCCCUACCAGCCCAGCCUCUAGCUCCCCAAAGCCAGGCUCCAAGGCUGGCUCCCAGGAGACAGAGGUGGGCAGUGAUGGGGAAAAGGUGGCCCAGACCCCAGACAGCAGUGAUGGCGGCCUGAGCCCCAGCGGUGAGGAUGAAGAUGAGGAACAGCUCACAUACAGACUGUCCUACCAGGUGCAGGGCCCUCGCCCUGUCCUGGGUGGCUCCUUUCUGGGCCCUCCACUACCUGGAGCAUCCAUUCAGCUGCCCAGCUGUCUGGUGCUAAACUCACUACAUCAGGAACUGCAGAAGGACAAGGAGGCCAUGGCACUGGCCAGUUCUGUGCAGGGAUGCCUCAUCCGCAAGUGCCUCUUCCGAGAUGGGAAGGGCGGCGUCUUCGUCUGCUCCUAUGGCCGAGCCAAGAUGGAAGGAAACAUCUUCCGGAACCUGACUUACGCAGUGCGGUGUAUUCAUAAUAGCAAGAUUGUCAUGCUCAGGAAUGACAUCUACCGCUGCCGGGCCUCAGGCAUCUUUCUUCGCCUCGAGGGUGGAGGCUUGAUCGCUGGCAACAACAUCUACCACAAUGCAGAGGCUGGUGUAGACAUCCGGAAGAAAUCCAACCCACUCAUUCUGUGUAACCAGAUCCACCACGGCCUUCGCUCUGGCAUUGUUGUCCUUGGCAACGGGAAAGGUGUCAUCAGGAACAACCAAAUCUUUUCAAAUAAGGAGGCUGGCAUUUAUAUCCUGUACCAUGGAAAUCCAAUCGUGAGUGGAAACCACAUCUUCAAGGGCCGCGCAGCUGGCAUAGCAGUGAACGAGAAUGGCAAAGGCCUCAUCACAGAAAAUGUCAUCCGCGAGAAUCAGUGGGGAGGUGUGGACAUCCGCCGAGGAGGGGUCCCUGUCCUCAGGAGCAACCUCAUCUGCUUUGGCUACUCGGAUGGCGUGGUCGUGGGCAAUGAAGGCAAAGGACUGAUAGAAGGAAAUACCAUCUAUGCUAAUAAGGGCUGUGGUGUGUGGAUGAUGUCAUCCAGCCUACCCCAUGUCACCAGCAACCAUGUGAGCUACAAUGGCCUGUACGGAGUGGCAGUAUUCAGCCAGAAAGAUGGCUCUGGGGAGUUCCCUGGAGGCCAUGGGGCCCAGGAGAACUUCAGUGAGGACGGGGAUGCCAUCCUCUGGGAGACAGAGCUGGAGAAGGAGGAUGACCCGCUGCGCCGGCCCAUCACCAUAGCACUCGUGGAGUCUAACAGCAUUAAUCACAAUGGAGCAUCAGGAGUCUUUGUCCAGAGCAGCGAAGCACUGCAGGUCAUCACCAAUGUGAUCCAUGCCAAUGGGGACAGAGGCAUCACCAUUGCUCAGAGCAGCCAGCUUACCAGGGUGGCCAACAACAGCAUCUCCUGCAACCGCCAGAGUGGGGUCAAAGUUGAAGCCCAGUGCAAGGUGGAGCUCCGGGGCAAUGGUAUCUAUGACAACAGAGGCCAUGGCAUCAUUACCAAGGGCGACAGUACUGCGGUGGUGGAAAAUGACAUCAUUGGCAACCGGGGCAGUGGGCUGCAGUUGUUGCCCAGGUCUGACACUAAGGUACUAAAGAACCGGAUCCACUCAUUCCGGGCCUAUGGCAUUGCAGUACGGGGACGUGUCAAGGCCCUAGUACAAGAGAACAUCAUCUUCCAGGGCAAGACCAACAAGACCAUCUUCCAGCAGAUCACUAACAACCGAGAGUGCAUCAUGCAGAACAACAAGUUUCUGGUCUUCAAGAAAAAGUCUGACACCUGGCGCCUGGUGAACCCACCAGCACGGCCUCACCUUGAAAGUUCUCACAGGGGCUCCUCUGCAGCCCACAGUGGGCAGAAGGUGACAGCCAUGGCAACCAGGAUCACAGCCCGUGUGGAAGGUGGUUACCACAGCAACCGCAGCAUCUUUUGUACCAUCCUGUAAGGAAGAACACUUGCCCCAGGCUCAGGCCUCAAAGGGUGCUCAGAAGAGCUAAGAGGCCAGGACUCUUGAUGGAAAUUGUGCCUGGGGAGACUCUCAGCCCCACCGCUAUCCAUACCACCAUCACACCCUAAAAGUGGGUCCCAGGCCUCCUGGGGACUAAGGACAAGGUACCUCUAAAAUCCUUUAGCCCCAAGCCCUCAGCAAGAAGGAACUUGGAAACAUUUCCCCAGGAGAAAAGGGAAUAGCAGUUAAGAGAUUGUGAAGAGGGGGGAAACACGAACAGUACAAGAAGUUUUUAAGUCACUAGUAUUUCAGGUUACAGGGAACCUCUUUACACAGACAAACCCAGACUCUUCUCAGGGAAGAGAAUACUCACUUCUAAUGAAGUGAUUGUGGUGGGCUGGAAACAACUGCUUCCUUUCCUGGACCUGUCCCUCAACAUUUGGUCCCUCUGGGGUCAGUAGCAGCCUCCCAGCUUCCUCUGGGGGCUUCAGUAUUUUUAAGGACAAUUCUUAGUUUGGGGCAUGGUCCUGUGAGUAAAGAAGGGCCUUGGAACAAGGAACUCUUAACUGAAAUGCUGUCCAGGAAUGAUGGGGCAUACUAUAAGUAAGGAGCAGGUGGCUGCCUUCGGGUAUACAGGCAGGUGCUGGGCUGGGCAGUGUAGGAAUGAAGAAAGUUCCACUGUCCUCAAGGAGUUCCCCAAGUUGAGGACAUUUGUUCAGUGCCUGCCACAGGAUUCAGAUUGUGAGUGCACACUGUAGCUGUCCCUCCCAGCUCCAUCCAGAUGGAGGUGCCUGGACCCUCCACAUGUCCAUGUUCUUAUGGAUGACCAGCCCUACCAUGUUCCCCACUCUGUGCCUUGGCUCAAGCUUGUUUCUCUUCCAGCAUGCCCUUCCCUGCCAUCUCCAUAUGUGCAGACCCCACCCAUUCCUCAAGGUUUAGCUCAGACACUGCUAUCUCCAUUUGACUUUCCCUUGCUCUACAUGACAAUAUUGGCCCCCUCUGAGCCUCAGUCACCCUCCUCUUGCUCCCUCUCAGGGCACUGAGCACUUUCUGCCUUGUUUUAGAACUUUCUGGGUCCAUGUCCUGUCCCAGCCAUUUACUUGUGAACUCUGAAGGCAGAGCCACAUCUGUAUCCCUAAGUCCUGGCCCAGAGCUGGGGUAGUUAGUGGCCCAAGUGAAGAAGACCAGCUCCCAAAGGCCUUUACUGAACCGUACUGUGAAUGUGUCAGGUUUUGAGUCAGGUGGGCUUGAACCCCACUGAGGAAGGGGGCUGAAUGCAGGUCCAGCUCAGCCUCAUGAUCCCCUUCCACUCAGCCUUUACUGCAGGGCCUUCACCAGCCUUUGGGGGUCAUUCUUGCACUGGACCAGAUCCUAGGCUGGUUCUAUGGGGCCCUAGGUGCUGCUUUAGUAGGUGGGUGGGAGGGGGGAGUUGGAGCCAGGAGCUCUGGCCUCUCCUCAUGUCCUCUGGGAACAAGAACACUGGUCUUUCCCAUUCUAGCAAUCCUUUGCACUCUGUCUGGUGGCCCCUAUGUGAGUCGCUGUAUAAAAUGCUGCCUUUGUUAUUUUGUAAGAAAUGACUUUUUGUGAACCAAGUACUUAUGAAAAUCUCAACCAAAAUAAAGUUCUAUAUUUUAAAAGA